This is a messenger RNA of Cherax quadricarinatus, 728 nucleotides long. RefSeq lists its product as uncharacterized. The record is from RefSeq and is a predicted model, not a curated record. Lineage: Eukaryota; Metazoa; Arthropoda; Malacostraca; Decapoda; Parastacidae.
AGUGACCAGAGGACUCUGACACACAUCUGAAGCAGUUGCAGCACGACAACCAACACUUCAAACAUGUCUCUGAAACUGGUGUUGCUGGUAUGUGUUACUGUGAUGUUGACUGAGGCUCUGCCACGCUACAUCGCUAUUCCUUUAGAGGACGUGCGCAUGGUGCCACAUGUGCGCUCUGCACCAGUGUAUCCAAGGCUGGUGCGUCACGUGCGCUCAGCGCCGAUGUACACACAGGCGCAGACGCAGCCGCAGCCGCGGCCCUCAGGCACCAUGAUAGAGGCGAGAUCUGACGGCUCCGAGCCACAACAAGCCGAUGGUUCUGACCGCUACGAGCGCCAGGCUGUCGCCGGCUACGUUGGCGGGAGCGAUCACGUAGAUUACGGAGCCUACACCGGAGGCUACGGCGCCUUCGGCUGGUACACCGACCACCCCGUGUGUAUAAACUGCGGUUAUUACGGUUACCACUAGUGCUAUCCUACCGCGAUGAACCGGCAUCCCACGGACCGUGGCCGGACCGCUCUGGACCACGAAGCUCCGUACCCACUAAAUACAUCACCACCACCACACAGGUGCUCCUGACAACCUACAGGCAGGUGGGAACCUACUGCCGGUACCUACACGCGCACACACACACACACACACACACACACACACACACACACACACACACACACACACACACACACACACACACAACACAACACACACACAACACACACGCUACCGCA